CGCGAAUGGAGUUGGAGAAGCAAGGGACGAAGGUUCCUCUCUCAGACAAAGUGAGCAUUUGGGUGUUCCCAUCCGAAAAAGGGAAGAAGAAUUGGUUUGGGAGAUUCGGGGUUUAAGAAGAACUCGGCUCUAUUGAUGAUGAAGGAAGAAGAAGAACAAGGAAGAGACUGCAACUCACCAUCUUCACCAACAUUACCUGGAGAUAUCUUGUAUGAGAUCCUAACUCAUGUGGCUCUAGAUGAUCUUCUCCGACGAUGUAGAUGGGUUUGCAGAAAUUGGAAUGCUCUCACACAUGAUUCUACUUUCAACCACUUGCAUUGUCAAAGAACACAAUCAGUUUCUGGUUUCUUUGUUCAGAAUCUUCAGAAAAAUAAAUACCACACUAGCUUCCUCUCCAUUGUAACCUCUCCAAUUGCAAUCUCUCUUGACUUUAUGCCGACGACUAACCUUAAGAUUGAAGCCUCUUCAUAUCAAGCACAAGGUCUGGUUUGCUGCAUGAGUCAAGCUUAUCAUAACCCACCAAGGUACUAUGUUUGCAAGCCUAUCACAAGACAAUGGAGAAGAAUUCCCAACCCUAAGACUCGUUACUAUACUGAAAAAAUGGCAAUUGUGGUAAAGAAAUCGCAGCCGUUGCAUUACAAGAUCAUUCGACUUUCAAGGUCUAAGAAGUAUGGGGGUUUGCAGUGUGAGAUAUUUGAUUCCAAGAACUGGGCAUGGAGUAUGCAGUUGGAGGAUUUGAAGUUGCCUGGUUUAGCUCUAGAGUCUGAGAUUCUUAUGAAUGGUUCUGUUCAUUGGUUAACCUUUGAAGAACGAAAACAAAUAUUUGCUUUCGACAUUGAUAAAGCGAAUUGGAGGCUAAUCUCAUUGCCUCAAUCAGAAUCAUCUUCAUCAUUAGAAGGAGAGGAAGUAGAAGCUAUGAACAUUGACUUUGAAGUUCACAAAAAAUUGGUGAACUGUGAGGGUCAUCUUGGGUUGUUAUACACUACAUGGACAUGGAUAGAGCUAUGGGUGAUGGAGGAUUACUUGAAGGAGACAUGGAAAAAGAAAUACAGGUUGAGCUUGGAACCACUAAACCAGAUUUUGGGUAGAGGUUGUAAGGUUUUGUAA
Messenger RNA from Macadamia integrifolia, 1107 nucleotides. Its product is annotated as F-box protein At5g49610-like. The record is from RefSeq and is a predicted model, not a curated record. The transcript is spliced from 4 exons. Lineage: Eukaryota; Viridiplantae; Streptophyta; Magnoliopsida; Proteales; Proteaceae. Bases 136 to 1107 code for a protein of 323 amino acids. Gene Ontology annotation, molecular function: protein binding.